Messenger RNA from Polypterus senegalus (gray bichir), 2367 nucleotides. RefSeq names its product acyl-CoA oxidase 3, pristanoyl (gene acox3). Gene Ontology annotation, biological process: fatty acid beta-oxidation using acyl-CoA oxidase; lipid homeostasis. The transcript is spliced from 18 exons. Gene Ontology annotation, cellular component: peroxisome. The coding region runs from base 208 to 2325 and encodes 705 amino acids. Gene Ontology annotation, molecular function: pristanoyl-CoA oxidase activity; fatty acid binding; FAD binding. The record is from RefSeq and is a predicted model, not a curated record. NCBI's taxonomy places the organism in Eukaryota, Metazoa, Chordata, Cladistia, Polypteriformes, Polypteridae.
ACUGUAUAUGUGACUGUGUUCUGUACGUAAUGCAGGGUUUGCCGAAGUUUACUGCACCUUUCAUAAGCCUGACAGUGGAUGUUGACAUUGCUGAACUUUGUACUUGUAAAGUUCGCCUUUUCUGACUUUUUUUUUCAGUUUGAAAACUUCCUAUUUUACAUGCACGCAAAGCUUACUUCAGAAACUUGACUUUAUUUUUAAAACACUAUGAGUGCUAAACAUAUAGAGUCAACUGCCACCCAAAGUACACUGAAUCUUCUUCCUGAUUUUCCUCCGGGACCACUUGAUGCUUAUCGAAGGAAGGCCUCAUUUAAUUGGAAAGAAUUUAUUGUAUUUUGGGAAGGUGAAGAUGUCCUUACUUUUAAGAAGAAUGUAUUAUCAACUUUAGAAAAAGAUCCACUGUUUGCACGUGUACCUGGUGAAGAUAUCUCUUUAGAAAAACAGCGUGAGCUCACUUUCCUUCGCAGCAAACAACUCUUCAGAUAUAGUUUCCUUACAAAUGAUGAAGCAAUGCAAAAUCCUUUUUUAACCACUGCACUUAGUGACUGCUUAGGCAUGUAUGAUUGGUCUUUAGCAACCAAAUAUUUUCUUAACUUGCAGUUGUUUGCUGGGACCGUGAGAAGGUCUGGCACAAAGAGGCAUGAACAAUUUGCAGAUGACGUAGAGAGCAUGAAGACAUAUGGCUGUUUUGCACUUACUGAAAUAAGCCAUGGAAGCAAUACCAGAGGCAUGAGAACAACUGCAAAAUAUGACCCCCACACUCAGGAAUUUAUUAUCAAUUCCCCCGAUCAUGAAGCUGCAAAAAUUUGGAUUGGAAACCUGGGAAAAACAGCCACCCAUGCAUUAGUUUAUGCUCAGCUUUAUACACCUGAUGGAGUUUGCCAUGGCCUACAUUCCUUCAUAGUACAGGUCAGAGAUCCGAAAACACUCCUUGCUAUGCCUGGGGUAAUGGUUGGAGAUAUUGGCAAGAAGCUUGGCCAGAAUGGUCUGGAUAAUGGAUUUGUAUUGUUUUGUGAUGUUCGAAUACCUAGAGAGAACCUUCUGAACUCAACUGGGGAUAUAACACCAGAGGGCCUUUAUGUUACACCUUACAAGGAUCCCAAUAAACGGUUUGGGGCUUCACUUGGUGCAUUGUCAGGUGGCCGUGUUGGAAUUACACGAAUGUCAGUGGUUAAUUUGAAACUCGCAAUAUCAAUAGCCAUUCGCUAUUCAGCUGCACGAAAGCAAUUUGGACCAAGUGAAGAAGAGGAGAUGCCAGUCCUUGAAUAUCAGUUACAGCAAUGGCGUCUAAUUCCCUAUCUGGCUGCAAUAUUUGCACUGGAUUAUUUUUCCAAAUCGUUGUUUGUCAAUUUUCUUGAGUUUCAAAUUGGCCUCAUGAUGAAGGAUAACAGUGAUCGACAGGCAGAAAUUGGAAGAGAAAUUCAUGCAUUAUCUUGUGCCAGCAAACCUCUGACCUCUUGGACUGCUCAACAGGCUGUUCAGGAGUGCAGGGAAGCCUGUGGAGGACAUGGCUACUUGGCGAUGAAUAGAAUUGGUGAGAUUAGGAAUGACAAUGAUCCAAAUUGCACAUAUGAAGGAGACAAUAAUGUGAUUUUGCAGCAAACAAGUAACUACCUUCUUACAUGGAUAAGCUUGAAAUAUCAAGGAAAAUCGACAAAUGAAUCUCCUUUGGGCUCUCUCAACUUUCUUGGUGACUUUCAUACCAUUCUGAGUAAAGUAUUUGAAGUAACUGUAGAAGAUGAAUGUCUGGAUUCUUCAGUUCCAUUGAUAGCUUAUAAGUGGCUGGUCUGCUACCUUUUGCAAGAAAGUUAUCUCAAAAUACAACAAGAGAAACAAAUGGGAAAGCCAGAUUUUGAGGCCAAAAACAACAGUCAGGUUUAUUAUUGUCAUACAUUAGCUAUUGCCUAUAUAGAGCUUACUGCCCUGCAACGAUUUCACGACUUUACCCAUGAUUCCAGUGUUCCACAUGGAUUACAGACUGUGUUGAAGAAACUAUGUGCUCUGUAUGGCCUAUGGAGUCUUAGCAAGCAUAUAGCUGUGCUUUACCAAGGUGGCUAUUUCUGUGGUAAAAAGUGCACUGAAUUAAUUCAAAGUAGCAUCCUUACACUUUGCUCUCAGCUGAAGAAUGAUGCUGUCUCUUUAGUGGAUACAAUUGCGCCUUCUGAUUUCAUUUUAAAUUCUCCCAUAGGAAAAGGAGAUGGUGAGAUUUAUAAAAACCUCUGGAGUGCAAUCUUACAGGGCAAAGGUGUCCUUGAGAGACCUUCGUGGUGGAUGACAUUUUCGUCUGAUAAACCUCUUGUUGGUAGUCUUCGAGGAAAGCUGUAACUCUUACUGUUCUCAUCUGAUGAAGUUUCCAAUAAAUGCUGA